Rubroshorea leprosula is the source of this 2656-nucleotide messenger RNA. Lineage: Eukaryota; Viridiplantae; Streptophyta; Magnoliopsida; Malvales; Dipterocarpaceae. The record is from the annotation of a GenBank genome assembly.
CCAUGAAAGAGUUUUGAUCCAGCACGAAGAAGUGAACGAAGCAGUAGUAGGAGAAGAAAUAGCAGAAGAAAUUUAAAGAUUGUGGGUUUGCCUUAACGCCUUGCUUCUGACGUGGGAAGCUAACUUUUCUUUCUGAUUCACUGUUAUAUGCGGAGAGGGAGAGGAAGAGGAAGGGAGCAGAAGGGGUAGAUAUAUAUUGCAAAGAAACGAAGGGGGAGAAUGGAUGGGUUGUGUUUGAAAACUGGGAUUCAUGGGAUGGCUCCGAAGAUCUCGGUGGGUGGGGCAUUGGGGGUCCGUGCAAGUACGUCGCAGGUCUGCGCGGUGGGGCGGUCGGUGGACAAAUCGGCGGUGGCGCCACCGCCCCAGAAGGUGUCGUCGUCAAGGUUCUCGUUUCGGUACCCUUUGAAAUCUCUGUGGCCAGGGGGGCGGAGUGGUGGUGGUGGGGAUGAGGAAAGGUACAACGGGAUUGCCAUUGAGGACGCCGUUGUGGUGGAGAACAAGGUGGAAAGGAAGGCAGUCGAGGAAAUGGAGAAUAUUGGGGAAAUAGCGUCGCAAGAGGGGCAAAAUGAGAACUGGGUGUUGAAGAUUUUGCGUGUCAAGUCCCUGUGGAGAGAAAGGCAGGGGAGGAGCGCUGGUGGAGAAUCAGAGAACGAUGACGGAAAUGACAAUAUUCCUGUAACUGGAAAAGAUGACGAGGAUGACCAAGAUUCAUGCGAUGGUUGUAGAGUUGAUAGCAGUGAUGAUGAUGAAGUGAGGAUUGAAUUUGAUAGAGAUUCUUUCUCCAGGAUGCUAAGGCGGGUGUCUCUUGCUGAGGCUAAGCUAUACGCUCAAAUGUCAUAUUUGGGGAACUUGGCUUAUUCCAUCCCAAAGAUUAAGCCUGGAAAUCUUUUGAAAUAUCGCGGUCUCCGUUUUGUAACAUCUUCCAUUAAAAAGAGAGAAUUGGCUAUGGAAGCUGAGAAAAGUCAGGCGUCAGUUGAAAAUCAGGAAGCAGAAAGAAAUGGUAAGGAUGAGGCAGAGUACAAGGAGGAGAAAAGUAUUGGUCCAAGGAUAAGUGCAUCUGCUGCAUAUGGAAUGGUGGCCUCUGCUGCUUCCUAUUUACAUUCUCAUACAAAGAACAUUCUUCCAUUCAAAUCUUUGGCAGCCAAAGGCAGUAAAAAUUCAUCUGAAGGUAGCUGUGGAAAUGAUGGUGGUGCUGAUUUGAUGAACGUAGAUGUGGCUUCUUUGAUAGCAACAACAGAUUCUGUGACUGCUGUGGUUGCUGCAAAAGAAGAAGUGAAGCAGGCUGUUGCAGAUAAUUUGAAUUCCACACAUUCAUCACCAUGCGAGUGGUUUAUAUGUGAUGAUGAUCAGAGUGCUACAAGAUACUUUGUGAUUCAGGGAUCUGAGUCAUUAGCAUCUUGGCAAGCAAAUCUACUUUUUGAGCCUGUUCAGUUUGAGGGACUUGAUGUGCUUGUGCAUAGAGGUAUAUAUGAGGCUGCUAAAGGGAUUUAUGAGCAAAUGUUGCCUGAAGUCCGUGAACACUUGAAAUCUCAUGGCAAUCAUGCAACUUUUCGCUUCACUGGACAUUCUCUUGGGGGUAGCUUGUCACUUCUUAUUAAUCUCAUGUUGCUGAUACGGGGUGAAGUGCCUGCCCAUGCUUUACUACCUGUUAUAACAUUUGGAUCACCAUCUAUCAUGUGUGGAGGUGAUCAUCUUCUUCAGAAAAUUGGGCUGCCACGAAGUCAUGUUCAAGCGAUCACAAUGCACGGCGACAUUGUUCCUCGGGCCUUCUCUUGUAAUUAUCCUAAUCAUGCUGCAAAGCUUUUGAAGGCUGUUAACAGAAACUUCAGGAAUCAUCCUUGUCUCAAUAACCAAAAGCUACUAUAUGCCCCAAUGGGGGAGCUUCUGAUUCUACAACCGGAUGAGAAAAUUUCUCCUCAGCAUGAUCUCCUUCCUUCAGGCAAUGGCCUAUAUUUUUUAAGCUGUGCACUGUCAGAUGCUGGUGAUGCAGAGAAGCUGCUUCGAGCUGCACAGACUGUAUUCUUGAACUCACCACACCCACUUGAGAUACUAAGUGACCGUUCUGCUUAUGGCUCCGAAGGAAGAAUCCAAAGAGAUCAUGACAUGAAAUCCUACUUGAAGGGUGUUCGGAGUGUGUUCCAUCAGGAGCUAAGUCGCAUGAGGAAGGCUGAAAGGGAGCGCCACAAGGUUUGGUGGUCAGUUAUCUUGCCACACAACACUAAUGCAGGCAUCAUUGUGGGGAGAUCAGCUGCAUUAAUCAACUGGGGCCUAGAACAAAUCAACUUCUCUGGCAUCCUACAUAACGGGAGAGAAACUAUCCAGAGAUUCAGUAGGUUUGUGGCAUCACACCACAUGCAUUUGCUUGUUUUUCUGUUGUUCUCUGUAAAGUUGUUACUCGUGGGGGCAUAUACCGUGAUGAGUUUUCCACUCAGUCGCUGACCAGCACGUAUUUGUGUCGGCAUCACAAUGUUUCAUUGGAUGGCAUAGAUAUGAUUAGAUUAUGAUUCUUUAUUCAUUCAUUUUAGAACAUGAAAAUUGAAAGAAAAAAGAAAAAAGAAUUACACUCUCCCCCUGUUUCCCUUCAUUGAAUACAAAAGGAGUAUACAAACACAUUACAGUUUUGAUUUACGAAUAGUAAUACAUGUCAUGUUUUAUU